Messenger RNA from Microstroma glucosiphilum, 1995 nucleotides. RefSeq lists its product as hypothetical. Bases 1 to 1995 code for a protein of 664 amino acids. Lineage: Eukaryota; Fungi; Basidiomycota; Exobasidiomycetes; Microstromatales; Microstromataceae. The transcript has a single exon. The record is from RefSeq and is a predicted model, not a curated record.
AUGACAGACGGCAACAACGCCUCUUCCACGUCGAAUCUCAGUACUUUGCCUGUCGCUCUCUCCACCGCUUCUACCUCUUCUUCGUCGUCUUCUCGACCGCAAGCACCUCCUCUGUCACAGGCGAGUCCACUCAGCGCCUCGAUCCCAUCGCUGCGUCGCAGAGCUGAAGAAGCUGGAGCAGCGAAGGCUGCGACGUCGAGCUCGGUGAAUGAGCGUCUGGCGCGAGCGAGACAGCAGGCCGCUCGCAGGCCGGUGAGACUUGUCGAAGACGAAGUCGAGGACAAUGUAGCUCUGCAGGCGUGUGGAGUUGCUGGGAGUUCCUCUUCUUCCGCUCGAUCUCGGCCUAGGGCCAGAGGCACCUCUACGAACACACCUGCCGCAUCAGCUUCGGCUCGAGCAGGUCUAGCAUACCUAGCUGCGUCUGCCCUCCGCACGCAGGAGCUCGAAGAGGCGAGGAGGAACACGGCGUUGCGUAGACAGCUGGCGGGACCUGUGCCUCCCAGGAGCUGGAAGGGCGAGUUCCUUGCCGGUGGUGCUGUAGCGCGGGCGAAUGGAACUGGGGGUAGCUCGAUGGGAGGGAAUAAGCAAGGGGUGCGGCGGACAGGGACGCAGGUUUCGUUGGCUACAAGCGAGGAGGAGACCGAAGAGCAACUCAUAGAAAGAGCACAACAGCGUCAUCUACAAGUACAGCCCUGGUCCGUCUUUCAUCCUCUCCUCCCUCCAUGUCCCACCUACGGCUCAGCUCAGCGCGCCACGAGUACACUCCGGGACAUCUGUCUUUCUCUCAUCUUCGAGGUACUCGCCACACACACUUGCUCUUCGGGUCUGCUAGACCAGACAACUCGGCUGGAAAUUGAGGAGGAUGCUCCGUGGUUGCCGGGACAUCUCAAGGAGAGGAUCGUGGCGCUGGCUGCGAGGAGUGGGGCGAGGUGCGCAAUGAAUGAUGAGGCGUUUGAGAGGCUGUACUUCUCGCCGUUGGUGUGGGAGGAGGAGGAAGAGGAGGAGGAGGCAGCAGACGAGCACGAGCACGAGGAGACGUCAGAGGCGAAGAUGCAGCCAGAGGCGGUCUCAGACUCUGAUGGAGGUGAUUUGGACGAUUGGGAGCGAGGUAGUGACGAAGUUGCUCAGCCUUCAACCGCCCUCACUCAAGGUACACCGCCACAUUGCUGGCCGUCCAUGGACCUGUCGUAUGCCCAGCUGCGACCGUCGACCAUGCGGAAGCUUCUGCUUGGUCCUACGUCAGCGACUUCUCUUCCUACGUUGUCGAGCAACGUCACGCUGCGUUACCUCUCCCUUGCAGGCCAGACUUCAGCCGGCUCUCCAAAUCUCCUGGCAAAGUCGACUUUCAAGCUCCUCGCAUCUUCCCUCCCGAAUCUCGAGCACCUCUGUCUAGCCGGGCAACAUCUCUCCUUCACUUCUUCCCCUUCUUCUUCUUCUCCUUCUUCAUCGAAAGGAAGACAGGACGACCUUGCUCCGCUCCCCUGGGCAAGUCUUUGGCGUGGCUGCCGCAAGCUACGUCUUCUCGACUUGAGCUACACCACGGGCCUCGGAUCAGGUGCAGCUGCGCUGGUCAAGAGCACAGUGAGGGAGAAUGGCGUGACGCUACCUCGGCUGGACUACUUGCUGCUCAAGGGGAGCGAUGCAGAGUUUGCCUGGUUUGCUCGCGGUAGUGUUGAGAGUAGGAGCGGUGCGGACGAUGCGAGGGGAGUGCCUCUGCCGCUCUUCCUUACAACGUCUCACGCGAGACAUUGGGCUCGAGUACGAGAGAAGCAAAGAGGACGCGCUGCAUCUGCUCUCGCUCACAAUACCUCAGCGACGGGCGAUGCCCCUGCUCGAGAUGCUGCGCUAGACUCUAUCAUCAUCUUCAGCGAGGAGGACAUCAGGUCCUCAGGUGCUGCCUGUGCCAAGCAGCUCACGAGUCUCGCGCUCCUGAUGGACACAUUCCGUGGGCGAAUGGGUGGCGGCAAGGAGAGGUGGUGCGAGAUCUGGAUCUAG